Messenger RNA from Megachile rotundata (alfalfa leafcutting bee), 2572 nucleotides. RefSeq lists its product as uncharacterized. Gene Ontology annotation, cellular component: plasma membrane. Gene Ontology annotation, biological process: Ras protein signal transduction. The record is from RefSeq and is a predicted model, not a curated record. Gene Ontology annotation, molecular function: guanyl-nucleotide exchange factor activity. Lineage: Eukaryota; Metazoa; Arthropoda; Insecta; Hymenoptera; Megachilidae.
CAUUUUCGGUACUGUAGCCUCGGACCUUAAUCCCAAGGAUGGCAACAGUCGAAGGGGUUUGCCACAAACACCAGCUGGCGGAGUCGGUGGAAAAGGAAGCGGAAGUGCUGGCGCCGGUUCUGGUAUGGUCAAUGGUUCUGGUGCCGAUCAUCAGGAUAUUCGUGACGGUGCUGCUAUAAACCCAGAACACGCUCUGGUGUAUCGAGACGGGAACCUGGUCUCGGGUUCGUUGGAAGCCCUGGUGCAACACAUGGUACCAACCGAGGAAUAUUAUCCCGAUCGGGCAUACCUGUUCGCCUUUUUGCUGAGUGCCAGACUCUUCAUCAAGCCUCACGAGCUUCUGGGUGAAGUCUGCGCCCUCUGCGAGCAUCAGCAAAACCUGAAUGGAGAGGGUGGCAAGGAACGUCUACAGCGUUUCGUACCGCGACUGGUACAGUUGCUAGCCGAAUGGACAGAAACAUUCCCGUACGACUUCCGGGACGAGAGGGUGAUGGGUCACGUCAGGUCCAUCACGCAGAAGGUCGCUGCGGUCGACGCUGCGGCCAGGCUGGAAGUUUCGGCACUGCUGCAAAACUUGCUGCUUAGACUGACGGCUCUGGAGAGGUAUGAGGAGGGCCUUGCCAGACUUGCUACCGAGGCUGCGACAGACCAGCUUACACAGGUGGACAUCACCGAGCUGUGUCCCUCGGCCACGGUACUGGCGCAGCAAUUGACCCACGUGGAACUCGAGAGGCUCUCUUACAUCGGCCCUGAAGAAUUCGUCCAAGCAUUCGCCAAGGAAUCUCCGCACCUAGAAACAUCUUUUAAGGACAUGAAGAAAACGCGUAAUCUAGAAUCGUACGUCCAAUGGUUUAAUAGACUGAGCUAUUUCGUAGCAACUGAAGUAUGCAAGCAUGCAAAAAAGAAACAACGCGUUCGGGUGGUUGAAUACUGGAUUGAAACAGCUCGAGAAUGCUUCAACAUCGGUAAUUUUAACUCUCUAAUGGCUAUCAUCGCUGGUCUGAACAUGUCCCCCAUAUCUCGUCUAAAGAAAACGUGGUCGAAAGUGCAGCUGGCGAAGUUCUCGAUUCUGGAGCAUCAGAUGGAUCCAAGUAGCAAUUUUAGCAGCUAUCGUAGCACCUUAAAAGCAGCAAUGUGGCGUAGCGCCGGCGCUACGGACGAACGGCAAAGAAUCGUCGUGCCCUUUUUCAGCUUGCUGGUCAAGGAUCUCUACUUUCUGAACGAAGGAUGCAGCAACAAAUUACCAAAUGGUCACAUCAAUUUUGAGAAAUUCUGGCAAUUAGCAAAGCAAGUGACGGAAUUCAUCGCCUGGAAACAAGUUGCAUGUCCCUUUGAGAAGAACCCACGCGUCAUUGCUUUUCUUCAGGCGAGCCCGGUGCUGACUGAAAAUGCUCUAGCUUUGGCAUCCUUCGAGUGCGAACCACCUGACAACAAUCCGGAGAAAGAACGUUAUAAAGCAUUAAAGUCAGAACUGAAUGCCCAGUGAAAACAAGCUACCGUGAAUCGCGUCGAAUGGGAGCGAUACUGAAACGAACGCACUCACUUAAACAUUAGCAACACACGGUCACGUAAAAAUUUCUAAUCAAACAGGGCAUAGUUUCACGAGAAGAUUCAACAAGUGAAACAGAAGGCAAAAGCAUUCGAAUGGUCAUACAGGCACCCGCACGACGAGAAACUGUAAAAACGAAUGGAAGAAGAGCCUCGAGAUAUAGUAAUUUGCUCGCAAUCGAUAAAAAAAAGAAAAAGAAGGAAGGAAGAAUUCAUUUUAGUGAUCUCGCGUCGUUUAAGAACAUCGUUCAGAUACUAGACCGGUGCAUUCGUCUCCUUCAAAAUCAGCCUCGUUUCUCUAUUGCUACCUAACAUUUACUAUUCCUUAAAAAUUAUUCUAAAAACUUUUUAGAAUUAUUUAUUAUUUGUGUAGCAUCAUGCUCAAUUAGUGUUGAACUUUUAACCCUUUGAUACUUGACUAUUUUCAGAGAUUGAAUAUUCUAAAAUAUCUGGUCAUGUAUAAAAAUGACCAGAAUGUGUAUAAUUUUUUGAAAGUCUUCAAUUUUAACCCUUGGAGUACGAAUUGAGAUACUGUUGAAUACAUGUGGUGAAAAAUAAUUUUUCUUAGAUACAAAGAUAAUUCUUCAAUCAUUCUUCUCUGUGAAGUGUAAGUUACAUUUGUAUGUGAUGAUAAAUCGAAGUGAAUGUUACUGUAUAUCCACCAUUAGGCCAUACACUUCUGAAUGAAUAAAGGUACUCUAAAACUCCAAGGGUCACUAACUCUUUGCGAAUGAAAAACCUAACCUUGACACAGUGUAUGUACGGAAUAUUACUUAUUUAAAGUAAGUAACAAUCCUCAUACUGAACAUACACUCUAAAAUGAUGUCUAUGCUUAUCUACAUAUAGUUGUUCAUUAUAUGUAACGAACAUAGAACAUUCGUCGAAAAUGUGCACGAAUUCAUAAAUUACUAUGAUAAUUCUGUUUGGACGAAUAUAUGAGUCCAUCAUCCACAAAGAGUUAGGUUAGGUUUAUUGAAAUUCUCAAAACAAAAUUUAUUUAGUAUUUUGUCUGCCAUGUGAUUCA